UUUUGCGCAUGCGCAGGAGGGCGCAAGUUGUGUUGGAGGCUUGGGCCUGAGCUGCAUUUUAGCUCAUUAUCUUUGGAACAAAAUAAAGCGGGAGGAGGAAGUGGCGGCGGGGUUACGUGUUCCGUCGGACGUUCCCGUGUUAUGGGGCCCUGGUUGGAUUCGGGCUGGAGUCUCUGUUCGGUCGGUGGGGCCUAAAGCGUGUGCCCGUGGGAGGGAUAUGAUCUAUUGAGGGAAGAAGCCGGCGCUUCAGACCCCCAGGAGAGUCCGGGGAGCGACGCUACAAUGGCUCAGGAGAAAAUGGAGCUGGAGCUGGAAAUGCCGGGGCCCCCGAGUGAUGGGAAUCUGAGGAGGUCCAAUAGCGCCCCUCUAAUCAAUGGACUCAGUGACAAUUCACAGGUGUUUCAGACAGAUGUUAUAAGAGCCCGUCGGAACAGUGCCACAGUGGUGAAUCGACAGAGUCUGGUUGUGCCAUCGUCGCCAAUACGUAUCUCAAGCAGCCGCCUUCACCAGAUUAAACAGGAAGAGGGAGUGGACCUUAUGAUCAACAGAGAGACCGCUCACGAAAGGGAAGUGCAAGUGGCAAUGCAAAUGAGCCAAUCCUGGGAGGAAAGCCUAAGUCUGAGUGACAAUGAUCUUGACAAAUCAUCUUCUCCAAAGAGAAUUGAUUUUGUUCCAGUGUCUCCAGCUCCUUCUCCCACAAGAGGAAUUGGAAAGCAAUGCUUUUCGCCAUCGUUACAAAUACUUGUCAGCAGCAAGGGAUUGCCACCCAGCCCUACCCCUAGCCCAACAAGGCGGUUUACAACCAGGAGAAGUCAAAGUCCAAUAAAUUGCAUUCGACCCAGCUCACUUGGACCUCUUAAAAGGAAAGGAGAAAUGGAGAUUGAAAGUCAGCCAAAACGCCUUUUCCAAGGAACUACAAACAUGCUGUCUCCAGAUGUCUCACACUUAUCAGAUCUAAGCUCUUGUCUUUCCUCUGAAAAUCUGGAUGGAAGCAGCAGCAGUCUAGAUUCUUCCUGCGACUCUCCUGCUAAAAACAUUGUUCCUGAAUCUCCUCCUUCCAACUCAUUCUUCAUGCCAGUGGAUCGACACUCGCCUAAGUGAUAUUUCGGCUUAAGGCUGUGGACUUGCCCCACUUAUUUAACCCAUCUAUUGCAAAGAAAAGGACAUUUCUGUUCGGUUUUAACGUCUUGUGUAUUAUAUAUUCUGUGACUCUCUGGCGCUUGAUCAACAUGGAUCCUUGGAAAUGAACUUAAACGGUUUAUAGAGAGCCACCGAUUGGCUUUGCCUGCCUUUGGGAGAACUUAAUCUCUGCACGACAUGAAUUGCUCAAAUUUUCUGUGGUAAAGUUAGAUGCUUCAACUGAACUAUUAUUUUUUUAAGAGAUUUUACAAAUGUGUUUUGUGUUAAAAUAGCUGACAUGCUGUUCUUAAGCUGCUGACAACCUUUUUGUCCCCUGACACUAAAACAAAGACCUAUUUAUUUAAGGGGAUAAUGACUGAAACGUUGUAAUACUGUAAAAUAUAUUACUACUGUUGGAUCCUCUAAUGGAACCUUGUAUUUUACUAUUUGUAUCAUUUAAACCUCUCAAUGUUGUGAUCUCUAUAAAGAUUUUUUUUUUAAAUUG
Molecule: messenger RNA, 1624 nt
Organism: Xenopus laevis (African clawed frog)
Lineage: Eukaryota; Metazoa; Chordata; Amphibia; Anura; Pipidae
Gene: pabir3.S
Product: PABIR family member 3 S homelog
Exons: 10
Coding region: 283-1101 (272 amino acids)
Molecular function (GO): protein serine/threonine phosphatase inhibitor activity
Source: RefSeq, a predicted model, not a curated record